AUGGCAGGCUGGGUUGAGGCGGAGAAAGACCAGAACAACUGGAUUCAUCGCGACAAAUUGAAAGAAAUUGAGACCAAAGAGCUGGAAGAGUUUAGCAUGCGAGUAGGCCGGGCAAGUCGGUCGAACAGCAGGUCGCAGAGCGCUGCCAGGACCCAGUCGAGAGGCCGCGCCGACUCCGAGCUCACCGACGCCAUGUCGAAUGGAGACGACCGCCACGACUAUCCCCGUAUGAUCUCUCCCAUACCUGCCGAGGACGAGGAGGAAGAGCUCCCGCAUACAGGCUGGGAUAUACGGUCGCCUGCCGAGAUUGAAGCCGAGAGGGAACAAUUUGCAGCACGCGGCAACGUCAUCAGGCCUAGCACGUCUCGAAUACCUGUAGCGAAAACCAGUCCAUUGCCCGUUCCCCACAAUUUCGUCGACCGAGACCAUCCUCUUCCAAGACCAAGAAACGGCAGUGGCAGUUGGGACUCUAUCGCCGCGAACGGAGCUCGUGUAAGGAGCGGAAGUAUGUCCAGCCAGAUACUGCUGGACGAGCCCUACACUGUUGGGGAUGCUGGACGGAGCCCUGUAAAGUCUAGCUUCAGUAUGCCGACGUCACCUAUAGACGGCCAAGCACCGAAGGCGAAGACACCGGGUAAAGCGGCGCCUGGCUCUCGAAAGACGAGCGGACCGAAGCCAGGUGCAAAGCCACGUAAUGCAUCAGCGGGCCCCCGGAACGCAUCAGGAACGUCCCCAGUCAAGCGUCCUACCACGAGCGGCGGAUCGAUAUCUCGGCCCACUACAGGUCAUCGGCCAGAAGGCGAAGCUCCAUGGAUUGCUACUAUGUACAAGCCUGAUCCCAGACUCCCACCAGAACAACAAAUUAUCCCCACGCACGCCAAGCGCAUGCAGCAAGAGCAGUGGGAGAACGAAGGUCGUGUUGGGUCCAUGUACGACAAGGACUUCCGGUUGCUGAACACGGAUGAAGGUCCCGAUAAGAGAGCGUCCUCAAUCCUUCCACCCAUCGAUCUCGAGAAAGCACAACAGGACCAGACCUGGCCGCUACCGAGCCCAGAGAAAACGAAAUUCGAUCCCAUCGACACCACCACCUCCAAGUCUCCCACCAACGAGCAGGGCAAGUUCAAGCUUACCCCAACCAUAUCUCAAGGCCCCACGUUCCCUCCUCGCGCGCCUUCCCGCGGUGGCCAGGAACCGAAAGUCGCUCCUCCCAUAGCCCCCGUCACACCCAAGGACACGAUCCGUCUUCCCGAGCCGCCAGAAAACGAGAAGGAGAAGAAGGGCUGCUGCUGCAUCGUCAUGUAG
Messenger RNA from Didymosphaeria variabile, 1302 nucleotides. Its product is annotated as 40S ribosomal protein S12. Lineage: Eukaryota; Fungi; Ascomycota; Dothideomycetes; Pleosporales; Didymosphaeriaceae. The coding region runs from base 1 to 1302 and encodes 433 amino acids. The record is from RefSeq and is a predicted model, not a curated record. The transcript is spliced from 2 exons.